Messenger RNA from Carcharodon carcharias (great white shark), 4573 nucleotides. It is a transcript of the gene tlr3, whose product is annotated as toll-like receptor 3. The record is from RefSeq and is a predicted model, not a curated record. Gene Ontology annotation, molecular function: protein binding; transmembrane signaling receptor activity. Gene Ontology annotation, cellular component: membrane. Lineage: Eukaryota; Metazoa; Chordata; Chondrichthyes; Lamniformes; Lamnidae. The coding region runs from base 672 to 3380 and encodes 902 amino acids. Gene Ontology annotation, biological process: immune response; toll-like receptor signaling pathway. The transcript is spliced from 7 exons.
GAGGGAAGGGAAUUAGCCCAUCCAGCUGGCAAAAAUAUCCCGCGGUUUACGAAUGUCUAUGACACUGCGCUUAGGGGAGAUAACCCAUGGCAUGUAAGCAAGCUUCCUCUUAAUGUGAGCAGCAACUUUUAGCCUUGUUCCUCCGCCCCCACCACCCGGGCACGGUGUAAAGGGGACAGAGCAGCUGAGAGCGGAGACUGCUGUGUGAGGUGCGGCGAACAUGGAUCAAGGUGUCACUGCCCUCGCCUCAGCCUCAUUGAAGGGCUAAGUGGCAGGUACACUGGCAUCGUGGCUGAUAGCCCCAGACUGAGAAAAUAUAGGAACCAAAACUGCUCAAAGUAAAGAAGCGUGGGCUCUUGCCUUUACUUUGCAGGAGAAUGAGAGGUGAUCCCAUGGAAGCCUACAAAAUUCUGAAGGGGCUUGAUUGAGUAGAUGCUGAUUGUUUCCGCUGGUCGGGGAAUCUAAACUACAGAGGCUCAAUCUCAGAGUAAGCGGCUGAUCAUUUAGGCCUGAGAUGAGGAGAAAUGACUUCACUCAAAAGGUGAUGAAUCUUUGGAAUUCUCUAACCCGGAGAGUUGUGGAUGCUCCAUCAUUGAAUACAUUUAAGGCUGCGAGAGACAGAUUUUUGGUCCCUCAGAACAAGAUAAAGAUUUCACAUCUAAUAGGUGAAAAUGUAUUUCCAGGCUUUCACCUUGUGCUUUGGAUUUGCUACAUUGUAUCAUGAUGUCUUGACCUCAGAAAAUCAAUGUAAAAUAAAAGAUCUGGUUGCUGAUUGCAGUCAUUUGAAGCUCUCAAGUGUCCCUUCAGACCUUCCUGUUAACAUGACAGUGCUAAAGCUCUCCCAUAACCAGCUGAGGUAUUUGCCAGCUUCUACACUAUCUAGGUACAGACAGCUUCAAACUCUGGAUUCUGGAUACAACGUCAUUACUAAAAUCGAUGGAAACCUAUGCAAGGUUCUGCCAUUUCUACAAGUGCUGGGGCUGGAACACAAUCAGUUAUCUCAUCUGUCUGUACAUUACUUCUCUUACUGCAGCAACCUGACUGAGCUCUACUUGCAGUCCAAUAGGAUCAAGCAGAUCAUAGGCGACCCUUUCAAAAGCCUUCAAGACUUGACGGUCCUGGAUGUGUCUCACAAUAAACUGGUUUCUGCCAAACUGGGGACUCAGCCGCAGUUGCAAAAGCUGCAAAGAUUGGCGCUGUCUGCAAACAAAAUCACAUACUUAAAGGACAACGAUUUUUACUUCCUGAAGAACACCACAUUGUAUCAGCUAGAGUUGUCAGCCAACAGUCUAACCGAGUUUGAAUCUGAUUGUUUCCACAAAAUUGGAAGUUUACACGUUCUAGUUUUGGAUGAUGUUGCUCUCAGCCAAAAUGUCACUAAGCGGCUCUGUCAUGUAUUGUCAGGGACCGACAUCACUGAGCUUUCUUUGAGGAACACGCACCUGAAAAUACAGAACACUACUUUUAAUGGAUUAAACAAAACUAACUUGACAUCCCUUGAUCUGUCCAAUAACAGGUUAACUACGUUGCAGGAUAAUUCGUUUCAGUGGUUGCAUAGCUUAGAGUACCUACAACUUGAAAACAACAGCAUCGGUCAUGUCACCCGCCAAACGUUUGCUGGAUUGGAAAAUUUAAAGUGUUUGAACUUGAAGAAAGGCCUCAAAGGGCAAAAUGUCCUGAAUGAAGUAGAAUCUCUCAUUGACGAUUACUCAUUUCAGGCGUUGAAAAACUUAGUGCAACUCAAUCUGGAAGACAAUAGUAUAGCAGGCAUAAGGGCACAUACUUUCUCUGGCUUGACAAGUCUGAAGUACCUUAGCCUGUAUAACUGUUUGGUCGACUUGAAAACCAUCAAUAAUAAAACAUUCAUGUCUCUUGCUGAGUCUCCCCUUGUCAGCUUAAACCUGACAAAGACAAAAAUUUCAAAACUGCAGCAUGGAGCGUUUUCCUGGUUCAAGAAUCUGAAAAACUUGGAUAUAGGUCUCAAUUCCAUUGCUCAGACCCUUACGGGAGAGGAAUUUCGAGGUCUUAGUGAGAUCGAGGAGAUAUACCUAUCAUAUAACUCGAAGUUGAUUUUGACUUCAUCAUCCUUUGUUCAUGUCCCUUCUAUGAAAAUCUUAAUGCUUAGCAAAUCAAACAUCGCCUCAUUGAGCUUUCAACCAUCACCGUUUGAUCUGCUUCAGAACCUCUCUGUCCUUGAUCUUAGCAACAAUAAUUUAGCCAAUUUAGAUAAAGAUGUUUUCCGUGAGCUUCGGCAGCUCCAAGUUUUAAAGUUGCAACACAAUAACUUGGCACGGCUCUGGAAGAGUAUUAAUCCUGGCGGUCCGGUUUUGUAUCUAAGUGGUUUGAAGGAGCUUCAGAGACUUGAUUUGCAAUCCAAUGGGUUAGACGAGCUCCCAGAGAAAGCUUUCCAAGGAUUGUAUCAACUCAGUAUUUUAGAUUUAAGCUCAAACAACUUAGAUUUUCUUCCAGAUGAUGUAUUUAAUGACUUGCAGUCUCUCAAAUUACUACAUAUGCAGAAAAAUUUGAUUACAUCUGUUGAGAAAAGUGUUUUUAGCCAAGCAUUUAAUAACUUAACAGCUCUCUACAUGGGAUUCAAUCCUUUUGACUGUACUUGUGAAAGUAUUUCCUGGUUUGUUACCUGGCUGAAUAGGACCAACAGCAGCAUCCCUGGCUUAAAUAGUCAAUACAUUUGCAACACCCCACCAAGUUACCACAACCAUACUGUUGUAGCUUUUGACAUAUCUCCUUGCAAAGACAUCGUCCCUUUCGAGGGUGCAUUCAUAAUUAGCAGCAGCAUUAUACUUGGCUUCAUAUUUACUGUGUUUCUUAUUCAAUUUCAAGGAUGGAGGCUAGAAUUCUAUUGGAACGUUUCUGUCAACCGAAUAUUUGGGUUUAAGGAGAUAGACCAUCAGGAAAUUCAAUUCGAGUACGAUGCUUACAUUAUUCAUGCAAAAAAUGACAUUGACUGGGUCAACAAUUAUUUGUUGCCCUUGGAGCAACAUGAUCAAACUGUGUUCCAGUUUUGCUUGGAAGAAAGAGACUCUGAAGUUGGAAUUUCUGAGCUAGAAUCCAUCGUGAACAGUAUAAGUCAGAGCAGAAAAAUUAUCUUUGUUAUGACUCAAGAGCUUUUAAAGGAUCCCUGGUGCAGAAGGUUCAAGGUGCAUCAAGCAAUGCAGCAAGUCAUUCAGCAAAGCCGAGAUGCCAUAAUUUUGAUCUUUUUACAAGAUAUCCCUGAUUAUAAAUUACAUCAGAUGCUCUGCCUCCGAAGAGGAAUGUUCAAAUCGCACUGCAUUCUAGUCUGGCCUGUACAGAAUGAGCGAAUACCUGCUUUUCACGAGAAACUUAAGGUUGCACUUGGUUCAAGUAAUCGAGUCCAGUAGCUUUACCUGAAUACAAUAGACACUCAUCAGCCUAAUACAUGGGGUAAAAAUAUAAAAAGGGCAAGUUUGGGGCAAGUAUUAGCAACAGAAAUUUGAAUAGAAUCAUAGAAUGGUCUCCUUCUCUGUUGUAACCAUUUGGCCUGUCGUGUCUGUGUUGUCUCUUUGCAAGAGCAACUCACCAAUGCCAAACCCCUACCUUUUCCCCGUAACCAUGCAAAUCUUUUCUCUUCAGAAUAUGAUCCAUUUGUCUUUUGAAAGCCUUGACAGAACCUGCCUCCACCAUACUCUCAGAUAGUGCAUUCCAGAUGAUCCAGAGGAUCCAAAACCUUUUCCUCAUGGUCCUUCUUUUGCCAAUCACCUUAAAUCAGUCCUGGCAACAUCCUUGUAAAUCUCCUCUGCACCCUCUCUAAUGCAAUUACACCCUUUCUGUAAUGAAGUGAUCAAAACUGCACACAGUACUCAAGUUGUGGCCUGAUAAGUGUUUUAUAUAGUUCCAGCAUAACCACUCUGUUCUUAUAUUUCAUGCCCCAGGAUGAAACGAUUCUAUAUGCCUUCUUAACCACCUUAUCAAUCUGUCCUGCUACCUUCAGAGAUCUGGGGACAUUCACUCCAAGGUCCCUUGCUUCCUCUACACCUCUCAGUAUCUUCCCAUUUAUUGUGUAAUCCUUUGCCUUGUUUGACCUCCCCAAAUGCAUCACCUCAUACUUCUAUGGGUUGAAUUCCAUUUGCCACUUUUCUGCCCACCUGACCAGUCCAUUGAUAUCUUCCUGCAGUUUACAUCAAUUCUGCAGGACAGAAAAUAAAUCAGAAGAUAAUGAGGGCAUGUAAAAAAGGCAGUACAUUAAUCAUGGGUGACAUUAAUCUUCAUGUAGAUUGGGAAAAUCAAAUUGGCAGAGGUAGCCAUGAGCAAGAAUUCAUAGAGUGUAUUCAGGACAGUUUCCAGGAACAAUAUGUUGUGGGUCCAACCAGAGAUCAGGCUAUUUUGGAUCUGGUAAUGUAUAAUGAGGCAGGUUUAAUAACUGAUCUCAGAUUAAAAUAUCCCCCUAGGAAACAGCGACCAUAACAUGGUUGUAUUUAGCUUUCAGUUUGAGAGUGAGAAACUUGGGUGGGAAACAGCCGUGCUAAACUUAAAUAAGGGUAAUUACAAUGGAAUGAGGGCAGAGUUGGCUGGAGUGGACUGGGAAAGGAGUUUA